This is a messenger RNA of Aspergillus steynii IBT 23096, 2394 nucleotides long. Its product is annotated as transcription factor. Gene Ontology annotation, biological process: DNA-templated transcription; regulation of DNA-templated transcription. The record is from RefSeq and is a predicted model, not a curated record. The transcript is spliced from 2 exons. Lineage: Eukaryota; Fungi; Ascomycota; Eurotiomycetes; Eurotiales; Aspergillaceae. Bases 128 to 2302 code for a protein of 724 amino acids. Gene Ontology annotation, molecular function: DNA binding; zinc ion binding; DNA-binding transcription factor activity, RNA polymerase II-specific.
CACGGAACACCUGCCUCCCUACAUUCGAUGGGGUUCAACCCCUACACUCCCCCCCCAUCCUGUUCACUACCACAAAAGACCGCCGUUCCCACCCAACCGGUCAUCGACAUCGUCGUCCUCGCGAGAUAUGCCUGGCACGGCGCCUAAGGUGGCCAUCCCACGGUCGCGAAGUCUCAGCAGCCAGUCUGAACGACGCCGGUCGGCGAGGGCCUGCGAACCCUGCCGUCAGCGGAAAAUCAAGUGCGAUGGGAACAAGCCGUCCUGCAGGCAGUGCGUGGAGCAUGACGUCAGGUGUACCUACAUGGAUGUCAAGCGGGUGCGGGACCAGAAACUGCUGGGAGCUCUGGCGAAGAAAGUAGAUCGCUAUGAGAAAUUAUUGGAAGAUCUCGAGGGACAGGUCGACGCUCCGAUGGCCAGGCGGAUCCGGAAGGCCUUAAAGGCAUCGAACGAACCUCUUCCCACGACCGACGAAUACCCCGACUCAGACGACGACUCCGAAUCGAUCGGAUCCCUGGACAAUAUUGACUUGGUGGAAGAGGACCUCAAUCGGAAUGAGAGGACGGUGGCGAUGGGGUUCUUCGGAAAGAACUCCGAGGUCUCGUGGAUGCAAAGACUGGUGGACGAGGCUUCCAAUCUCAGCAUCCAGUCUUCCGAGCACGUCGAGCAGCAAGACCAAGUUACUUCCGGCCAGUCGGCCGUGCACAAGCCAGGCUAUUCGAUCUCGAUGCUGAGCUACCAUCUCGACGAUCUCAGCAUCCCGAUCCUGGAAUCGGUGGACCCGUACGCGCUGCCGCCCAAGGAGCUGGCCGACCGGUUCUUCGGCGCCUACUUGGAAUCUGUCUAUCCCACUUUUAUGGUGAUUCGGCGCAAGACAUUCGCGGACCAGUAUGAGAAAUUCUACCGGGAGCCGUCGCACCCGCCACGGACGUGGCUCGCCAUCCUGAAUCUGAUCUUCGCCAUUGGAAGUCGUUAUCUCCGUCUGAUCAACAGUUCAGAUGCCGGGGACAUGGAUGAUCUGGUGUACCUGAAUCGGGCUCGAAAGCUGGCCUUGAGUGGAAACGUGCUUUUUGAGCAUGCCGACCUCCAGCAAAUCCAAGUGGAAGCUCUGGCCGCUUUCUACCUCCUGUCUCUGGACCAGGUGAACCGGUCUUUCCGGCUGUCCAGCUUGGCGUUCCGAUCGGCCUUGUCGCUUGGGAUCAACCUUCGCUUUGUGGAUGACCGGACGCAGAAUGCCGCGAAGGAAGCCCGGAGCCGUCUUUGGUGGGCCAUCUACAUCUUUGAGUACCUCCUCGCCUCGAUCACGGGCCGGGUCUCCUGCGUCGGGGAGUGCCUCACUGCAACCCCGCUGCCCGUUCCGUUCGAGGAGGAUAAUUUCCACCGUCCGGAGGCGCUCUGCCUCCUCCAGGACACGCCGCUGCGGGCGAGUCGUCUGAAGAUGACGCUCUUACAGAGCCGGGAGGAAGCUCAAGCUAGUGCCGAGUGGCUGGCCAUCUGCCCUCCUAGCCCGUCGCUGCUUUUCCAUUGUAUCGCGGACCUCAUCGCCAUUACGCAGGCCAUCAUCAACAAGGUCUACAGUCUCCAGGGACUGCGGGAUCGACCCAGCCAGGUUGAACAGCGCAUCCGGAAGUACGCCGCCAUAUUGGAGGCCUGGCUGUCCAAGGUCCCUGAGGUCUACCGAUUCACCGAGCGGCACAGCGAGCGGCUCUUCAUGCCCGAGAACAGUCCGUUCCUGCGGGAGCGCGUCUAUCUUGCGUUUUCGUUCUACAGCGCCAAAAUCAGUCUUUGCCGACCCUGCCUCUCGCACGCCAACAUGAAGGCCGACCUCGCCGACCGGCCGACCCACCGCACCCGCUUCCGCACCGACAUGGCCCUCACCUGCCUGCGAGCCUCCUGUUCCCUGAUCUCCAUCCUCCCCGAUGACCCCGACAUCAUCUGGCUUGCCCGGAUCACGCCGUGGUGGAGCGCCCUCCACUUCAUCAUGCAGGCAACCACCGCGCUUCUGCUUGGUCUGAUGUGUUGGCCGAGAGUCGAAAAGGACGACCGAAUUCUCACGGCGUCGCAGACGAUCAGUAAAGCAAUGAUGCUCACAUCCACUCGAAAGGCCUUCCGAUGGCUAUAUACGAUGAGCGAGAAGAACGUGGCCUUUCGACGGGCCUUUCUGAAUGUCGAUAAUGCCCUCCGUCAAAUCGCUCCGAUUUUGGAACUGGACAUCAGCGACUUUCCCGAUGGAAGUACCCUGUCCCCAGCGAGUGACAACAUACUUGGUGGCGAGAAGAUCGGACUUGAUUUCUUGGAUAUUUGAUUUACUGUACUUUGGUGCGGUUCUCGGUUCUUGAAAUUGGUGUUCAAUGCAAGCUAAGUAUUACGCGAUGACGUUUAAACAAAAAACCGGAG